This is a messenger RNA of Cryptococcus amylolentus CBS 6039, 1461 nucleotides long. RefSeq lists its product as hypothetical. Gene Ontology annotation, biological process: manganese ion transmembrane transport; Golgi calcium ion homeostasis; calcium ion transmembrane transport. Lineage: Eukaryota; Fungi; Basidiomycota; Tremellomycetes; Tremellales; Cryptococcaceae. Gene Ontology annotation, cellular component: fungal-type vacuole membrane; Golgi apparatus. The record is from RefSeq and is a predicted model, not a curated record. Gene Ontology annotation, molecular function: calcium ion transmembrane transporter activity; manganese ion transmembrane transporter activity. The coding region runs from base 116 to 1024 and encodes 302 amino acids. The transcript has 4 exons.
UCCAAUUCCGUCUCGUCUAUAUCCCCUUCCUCACAUCCCACCCUCACUUCCAAAAUGGCUGAAGUACCAGCUUCGGAUAGCACCCUCAGUAUGCCCACUUGAACGCCCCGUGUCAAUGGACAACAGAGCUAACGGAGCGUUUGUAGAUGGUUUCUUUCAGGCAUUCGUCAUGAUUGUCGUGUCAGAGAUUGGCGACAAGACUUUUCUUAUCGCGGCCAUUAUGGCUACUCGACAUGCCAGGGCGACGGUAUUCGGAGGAGCGUUUGCCAGUUUGGUGGUGAUGAGUAUCCUGAGUGCUGCGCUGGGCCGAGUCAUCCUCGGUCUGAUACCAAAAGUCUGGACCCUUUGGGCCGCCGCCCUUCUCUUUGCCGUAUUUGGCGUCAAAAUGCUCCAAGAAGCCCACUCGAUGUCUGGCGGCAACUCGCACAUCCAAGAAGAAAUGCGUGAAGUCGAAGAAGAGCUCGAAGAAGACUCUGCCUCUCACGAUACCCACAACGCCCGCGGUGCCGCGAUCCCUCUCGAAAGUGUUGAAGAAGGCCGACCUGCUAGAACUUCUGGUCAAGGAUCUUCGCUCAUGGACCGAUCUGCCAGCCCGAGGCCGAGCAGGCAGGGACCCAGUAUCAACUUUCCUCUUUCCAACAGCGCGGGGGGCGGCGUGGGGCCUUUGGAGAAGGGCAAGCACUGGACAGUGAUGAUCAAGGAGAGGAUCAGAGAAACACUGCAGAUGGUCACGAACCCCGUUUUCGCUCAGGCGUUUGUCUUGACAUUUUUGGGAGAGUGGGGAGACCGAAGUCAGAUCACCACCAUCGCCAUGGCCGGUGCCCACAGCGUUGCUGUGAUCGCGUUCGGAACCAUUGUCGGACACGGUUUAUGCACAUGCGGAGCUGUUCUUGGCGGACGUUAUCUCUCCACAAAGAUCUCUGUCAAGCACAUCACCCUUAUCGGCGCGGUCGCCUUUAUCAUCUUUGCUUUCCUCUACUCUAUCGAAGGGUACUACUACGUCCCGGAGAACGACGACUUUUAAUCUGAAACGCUGCAACUUAUGCACAAGGGGGAGCAAUACAUUGCAUGGGGGCGAGUCUAGUAUGGUGUAAUAGUCUGGUCAGACGAUGUGAGGGCGAUGUCGGACGUGGGCAAAGAGCCAGGCGUGGCCAUAGAUGGGUACGAAGACUUAGAUGUAGAUUUGGGCAUGCCAUCAUGAGAGAUGGGUCUCCCGUAAUAUAUAGAUGGUCUGUAAGACUGCAGUAUCACUCAUGGAUCGUGAUACUCCAACAGUAGCAGUGAUCGUCAUCUAUAACCUCCCUCCCGGCCUGCGGGACCACGGGCAGAGAGGGGGGUGAUAGAUGACGAGUGGUCGUAGCAGCAACGUCCGAGGUCUUCCUCCGAGCCAUGGUCCCGUCUCAUAAGAUAGAUUGUCACAGGAGCACCCAUAGCCAUGACUCUGAUGCAUGUUCGAAACAG